Haliaeetus leucocephalus (bald eagle) is the source of this 1257-nucleotide messenger RNA. It is a transcript of the gene RMDN2, whose product is annotated as regulator of microtubule dynamics 2. Bases 7 to 1257 code for a protein of 416 amino acids. The record is from RefSeq and is a predicted model, not a curated record. Gene Ontology annotation, molecular function: microtubule binding. NCBI's taxonomy places the organism in Eukaryota, Metazoa, Chordata, Aves, Accipitriformes, Accipitridae. Gene Ontology annotation, cellular component: spindle microtubule; cytoplasm; mitotic spindle pole. The transcript has 10 exons.
GCAGAAAUGUCUCCCUCUGAAAAUAAAGGGCUAAUACUGGGCAUAAUGGCAGGGACUGCUGGAAUAAGCCUGAUGCUGCUUUGGUACCGCAAGAUCCGAAAACCUGGUGUAGCUGUGCAUAUACCUGCAUUCCUAGAUGCAGGUACCAGGCUUAAUUCUGUGGGCUUGGAAAAUGAAGCUCCUAACGAGCAAGAAGCAGUAAUGGUUUUACAUGGAAGGCAACUGCAGAUACUAGAAAAAUUGAAUGGCUUGCUAGUAAGUGUGGACGAACUGAAGAGAGAGGUCAAAUUUCUGAAAGAAGCUAUUCCCAAGCUUGAAGAGCUUGUUCGAAAUGAGCUUCAAGGGAAGGGAGAUGUUCAGAGAGUUAGCCCAUCACACAGAGCAACAAAGCGGAGAAAAGCUGAGACAGCUUCUGGUGCAACAGAAACUACCAGCUCUGAGGAGGCGGAAAGUGAAGGAGGUUAUCUUACAGCUCAUACUGAUUCAGAAGGAGACUCUGAGGAAGAAAAGGGAUGUAUGAAAUCACUCAAUGCCAUUGUGAAAUCAGAAGAAGAAGAAGAGUUAUUUAAUCUUUUACAGCAGGUGGACAAUUUGCACAAGGGUUCAGAGGAUGAUAAAAAGGAGGGCUUCAGACUGCUGCUUGAGAAAGUUGGCAAGUAUGAAAACUGUGUGGACUUCCUUUGGAGACUUGCACGUGCUUAUGGAGAUCUGUUUGAGAUGACUACUGAUGCUGAGGAGAAGAGGAAAUACGUUACUGACGGAAAGAUUAAAGCUGAAAAGGCUGUUCUGCUGGAUGGCAAGAGUGCUGAGAGUCACCAGUGGUUUGCAAUUAUGUGUGGCUAUAUGUCUCAGUUUGAAAGUGUACAAAACAAAAUCAGGAAUGGUUAUCUCUUUAAGGAGCACCUAGACAAAGCAAUUGAACUUAAGCCUCAAGAUCCUUUUUUAUAUUACCUAAAUGGAAGAUGGUGCUAUUCAGUAGCUCAGUUGUCUUGGAUUGAAAAGAAAGUAGCUGCUGCUCUCUUUGGGACUCCACCAACUUCAACAAUAGAAGAAGCAUUGCAGAAUUUCCUUAAGGCAGAAGAAAUGCAUCCAGGAUAUUCCAAAUGCAAUUACGUGUAUUUGGCAAAGUGCUAUAAAGAUCUUGGCCAGAAAAACAAUGCACUGAAGUACUGUGAUUCUGCACUGUCAAUUCUCUCAGUUUCUAAUGAGCAUGACACGCCUCUUGGUCUGGAAGGACUUUAUCCAAAGGUGACAUAA